Lentinula edodes (shiitake mushroom) is the source of this 1068-nucleotide messenger RNA. RefSeq names its product t-SNARE. The record is from RefSeq and is a predicted model, not a curated record. The coding region runs from base 1 to 1068 and encodes 355 amino acids. Gene Ontology annotation, molecular function: SNARE binding; SNAP receptor activity. Gene Ontology annotation, biological process: intracellular protein transport; vesicle fusion; vesicle-mediated transport. The transcript is spliced from 7 exons. NCBI's taxonomy places the organism in Eukaryota, Fungi, Basidiomycota, Agaricomycetes, Agaricales, Omphalotaceae. Gene Ontology annotation, cellular component: endomembrane system; SNARE complex; membrane.
AUGAAUGUUACUACCCGCUCCCGAACGGGCCUCUUUCUUUCAUAUCGUGACUCUCGAGCUCCAUCCUCUAAAUUCUCUCGAAAAAUCAGCACUUAUGAUGAACCGGACACUGCUUUGGCCGACGAGCACGAAGGCCUCAUUGCAAACACUCACCACGCGGUUGACCUUGACUUGCCUCCAAAAUGGGUAGACAUAUCCGAGCAGGUACAGCUUAUUCUAAUGGAUACGCAGGCCAAAAUUGCUGCUCUCGAAAAACUACAUGCCAAACAUGUUCUUCCCGGAUUUGCGGACCGGUCACUUGAGGAGCAAGAGAUAGAAGCGGCAACCACCGACAUUACAAAGGAAUUUCGACGGUGUCAAUCUUUGAUUCAACGAAUCAGCGCUCCCUCAUCUCACUCGUUUCCUCCGUCCCAUUCCGAUGCCAACAAGUCCAAGUCCGAAAUACAGGCAGCAAAGAAUGUUCAACGUGGUCUUGCGGCCAAAGUACAAGACCUCAGUGCUACAUUUCGGAAGAAACAGCGCGUGUAUAUGGAAAAGCUUCAAGGUCAUGCGAUCAAGAAUCAAGACUUGUUGCUUGCCUCUGGGACCAUUUCGCUUAAAGGCUCGGCAGGCAUGAGUGCGGUAGAUGAAGAUGUUGAAGCUGCGACGCACACCCAGUCACUUUCAUUCCGUCAGGCGAAUCCAACUAUCGACGUUCAAACACGCGACCGCGAAUUGAGCGAAAUUGCAAAAUCUAUUGCAUCGCUCGCCGAACUUUUCAAAGAUCUUUCUGUCCUCGUCAUAGACCAGGGGACACUUUUGGAUAGUGUCGAAUAUAACAUUGAACAAACAGCGAUACAGGUUAAAGAUGCCGUUCAAGAACUAGAUAUUGCAACGAGGCAAAAUACCGGGCGACGGAAAUGCAUAUUCCUUCUUUUCCUCAUGAUUUUUGGUCUCAUUAUCGUUAUCAUCUACAAGCCUAAACACCAUUCCUUACCACCUGAGCCUUUGACUUCAACGCCUGUCGUCGCAUUGCGCUCCAAUUCCCGCCCUUUCCGAAGACGCUUCCUCAUCUCACCUGUUGCCUGA